Messenger RNA from Periconia digitata, 1035 nucleotides. The record is from the annotation of a GenBank genome assembly. Lineage: Eukaryota; Fungi; Ascomycota; Dothideomycetes; Pleosporales; Periconiaceae.
AUUGCCGACAGGAUCCAACAAUUCUCUCGACGAUGGAGGGGCAGUAGAGUUUUUUGUUUGUUUCUCUUAUCCUCUCAACUUCUUCAUCUUCUACUCUACUCCACUUCGCCUUCCACCUUUCCAAUCCCCUCAAUCUUCACAAUGGCGCCCGAUCUAUCCAAAAACCGCGCGCUUAGAAUCGUAGCUCAUGCUGCUGAAAACAAAUACGCGAUUCCCGCCAUAUGCUGUUACAACCUCGAGUCGAUACUUGCGAGCAUCAAAGCCGCAGAAGCAAAGAAAUCGCCCAUUCUGAUCCAGCUCUUCCCCUGGGCCAUCCACUUCGCAGGCGGCGUUCUCGUACACGCUGCCAAAGAAGCAGCCGACAAUGCCUCCGUCCCUGUAGGUAUCCACAUGGACCACGCGCAAACACCCGAGAUUGUAAAACGCGCCGCGGACUUGGGCGGCUUCGAUGGCAUCAUGGUGGACAUGUCGCACUACGAGAAGGAAGAGAACUUCCGACUCACAAAAGAGCUGGUCGCGUACUGCAACGAGCGCGGUAUCAUCACCGAGGCGGAGCCGGGCCGUAUUGACGGUGGCGAGGAUGGCGUUGGCGAUGUCGCAGCCAUGGGUCUUGAGGCUAUCCUCACGACCCCCGAGCAGGCCGAAGACUUUGUCUCCCUGGGCAUCAACUGGCUUGCCCCCGCGUUCGGCAAUGUGCACGGCAAAUAUGGUCCCAAGGGCCCGCAGCUCGACUAUGAAAGGUUGAAGCGUGUGCAUGGCCAGGUCGGCGAUAGGGUGCAUUUGGUGCUACACGGUGCUGGCGCCGAGUGGUUCAGCAACAAGGAGAUUCUGCAGGAGAAUAUCCAGUGUGGUAUUGCGAAGAUGAAUUUGAACGAUGCCAUCAACAACGACUUUAUCCGCGUCAUGUCGGAGAAGGCGGCGAGCACGCCUCUGACUGCGCUGUUGGAGGAAGCGACGAAUGAGAUGCAGAAAUCAGUGGAGAAAUUCUGUGACUGGAUGGGGUCGUCGGGGCAAGCAGACAAGAUUCAAUUGUAG